CAUAAAUUCAUGCCAGGCUCCUCUACCAUCUCCCAAAAUCAAAGCCAAGGGUUUAGGUCGGAGUUGAUUAGAUGGGGAACAAGAUUACAGACGAAUUGAUAACUGCCGUACGGUCUGUAAUUUGUAAUGAUUUCACGGAUAUGGAUAUUAUACGUGCCCUUCACAUGGGUAACAACGAUGUCACUGCUGCCAUUAACAUCAUCUUCGAUAUGCCCAAUUUCGGCAACAAAGAAAGAAUUGAUGCUCGGAGAAGCCCCGAAGUUUCAUCACGAAAUUCGAAGCCGGAAAUGAAUGUGUCGGUGACACCAGAGAGAAUUAGAAAUGAGAGUCGAGAUUGCUCAUUGGGUUCUGAAUUGAGUGGGGCACGUAAUUGUAGUAUGCCCGAGUGUACCCUUGAAUCUGCAGAACCAGUGAGACUGCAGCCGUCUGCGUCGAAUUGCACUGAAUGGUGGUUUGUUGGCAGCGCUGAAUUAGCGGCUUUGUCGACCUGCAAAGGAAGGAAGCUUAAAGCUGGUGAUGAAGUGAUAUUCUCAUUCCCCUCCAAGCAGUCGAAGUCCCCCUCGACUGCCAAAUUCCCUGGGCGAGGACGAGUGGCAGCAGCUUGUUCAGAAAUUGUGAGGUUCUCUACAAAAGAUUCAGUAGAGAUUGGGCGCAUUCCAAAUGAAUGGGCUCGGCGCCUUUUGCCACUAGUGAAUGAUAGGAAGAUCCGUAUAGAAGGGUGUUGUAAAUUUGCUCCAGAUGUCCUCAGCAUUAUGGACACAAUCCUUUUGUCAGUCAGUGUGUAUAUUAAUAGUUCUGUGUUUCGUAAGCACCACCAUAUUUCGGUGAAGUUGGCACGCAAUUUCAAUGAGGAAUCAGUUGUGCAUCCUCUUCCUACUUUGUUCAGGUUGCUUGGACUGGUCCCUUUCAAGAAGGCAGAGUUCACCCCUGAGGAACUUUACACGAGGAAGAGACCCUUAGAGUCAAAGGACAGUUCUGUAGUUCAUGCUUCAUUAUUUCACGCCGACAAAUCUAAGAAGCCCGCUGUUCAUGGAAGCAUUGUUGAAAACAAUCAGGAGUCCAUCUCAAAUUCUGAUCUUGAAAAUAUUGUUGGUGUUGGGGACACCUCUGAGCUAGAGGAAAGGGACCCCCCAAAUACAUUACUGUGUGAACUAAGGCCUUACCAGAAACAGGCACUCCAUUGGAUGAUCCAACUGGAGAAGGGAGGAUGCUUGGAAGAGGCAGCGGCGACUAUGAUGCACCCAUGUUGGGAUGCAUAUUACCUUGGAAACAGGAGGGAUCUUGUUGUCUAUUUGAAUGCGUUUUCUGGAGAAGCUACAACUGAAUUUCCGAGCACCCUCCAAAUGUCAAGAGGAGGAAUCCUUGCAGAUGCAAUGGGGCUUGGGAAGACCAUUAUGACAAUAGCUCUUCUGCUUGCAUAUUCUGACAGAGGUGCAUCAUCAAGUAAUCAUCCCAUGAGUCAGGUUUCCACUGAAAAUAGUGAAGUCAGCAGUGCUUCAGAUGGAUCUCCAAGUGAUUCAAAGAAAGUUACAAAGUUUUCUGGUUUUGAUAAGCUGAUGAAAUCUAGGACCUCACUUAUUGGUGGUGGAAACCUGAUUGUUUGCCCCAUGACUCUGCUGGGCCAGUGGAAGGCAGAGAUUGAAAGUCAUGCAAAACCUGGAUCUUUGUCAAUUUAUGUUCAUUAUGGUCAAAGUAGACCCAAGGAUACAAAACUUUUAGCAGAGAAUGAUGUUGUUCUCACUACCUAUGGUGUGUUAGCUUCUGAAUACUCUGCUGAGAAUGCUGAAAGCAGUGGUGGACUUUAUUCGGUCAGGUGGUUUAGAGUUGUUCUUGACGAAGCUCAUACUAUUAAAUCUUCUAAAAGCCAAAUUUCGAUUGCUGUGGCUGCUCUAACUGCUGAUCGUCGGUGGUGUCUUACUGGUACCCCUAUUCAGAAUAGCUUGGAGGACAUUUAUAGUCUCCUACGAUUUUUGAAGGUCGAACCUUGGGGCAACUGGGCCUGGUGGUAUAAACUCGUUCAAAAGCCUUUUGAGGAGGGUGAUGAGCGAGGAUUGAAGCUGGUCCAGUCUGUAUUAAGGCCAAUCAUGUUAAGACGAACAAAGUUUACCACGGAUAGAGAGGGCAGGCCAAUUCUGGUUCUCCCUCCAGCCGAUGUUCAGGUAAUUUAUUGUGAACUCACAGCAGCUGAGAAGGACUUUUAUGAAGCUCUUUUUAAAAGAUCAAAGGUGAAGUUUGACCAGUUUGUUGAGGGAGGACGAAUCCUCCAUAAUUAUGCUUCCAUUUUGGAGUUACUUUUGCGUCUUCGCCAAUGCUGUGACCAUCCAUUUCUCGUGAUGAGUCGUGGUGAUACUCAAGAAUUCUCAGAUCUCAAUAAGCUUGCAAAACGUUUCCUUAAAGGUGGUGAGGAUACCCCAGAAGUUCCAAAGAAUGUGCCCUCAAGGGCUUACAUUCAGGAGGUUGUGGAAGAGCUGCGCAAAGGAGAAAAAGGAGAAUGUCCAAUCUGUCUUGAAGCUUUUGAAGAUGCAGUUUUGACACCUUGUGCCCACCGUUUAUGUCGAGAAUGCCUCUUGGGAAGCUGGCGAAGUCCUACUUCUGGUCUUUGCCCUGUUUGUAGGAAAACCAUCAACAGACCAGAACUUAUUACUGCCCCUACUGAUAGUCGAUUCCAGAUUAAUGUUGAGGAAAAUUGGGUGGAAUCAUCCAAAGUUUCUGUUCUUCUGCAGGAGUUGGAAAAUCUUCGCUCAUCUGGAUCCAAAAGCAUUGUUUUUAGUCAGUGGACAGCAUUUCUGGACCUUCUUCAAAUCCCUCUAUCUCGAAAUAACUUCCCGUUUGUUCGUUUGGAUGGGACCCUAAAUCAACAGCAACGGGAUAACGUAAUAAAGCAAUUUUCGGAGGACAGUGACAUCCUGGUGUUGUUGAUGUCGUUGAAGGCCGGUGGUGUUGGAAUAAAUCUAACAGCAGCUUCCAGUGCUUUUGUUAUGGAUCCAUGGUGGAACCCUGCUGUUGAGGAACAAGCUGUCAUGCGUAUUCAUCGCAUUGGUCAAACUAAAAGGGUAAUGAUCAGACGAUUCAUUGUGAAGGGAACAGUCGAAGAAAGAAUGGAGACAGUGCAGGCCAGGAAGCAACGGAUGAUCUCUGGUGCUCUAACCGAUCAGGAAGUUCGUACUGCACGCAUGGAGGAAUUGAAAAUGCUCUUCACAUAGAUCAGAAUUGGUCAUCAUGUUCCAGGUGUGAUCUGGUGUGGAGUGAAUUGUGGUAUAACCUCUGCUUGCAAGUAUUGUCAAGUAGAAACCCAUUUUUGAAUGCAGCAACAAACCCAAGAUGCCUGGCACCAUGUGACUAGAUUUAUACGAGUGGAUUGAUCUCAUUACUUUUUUAUAAGUUAAUCAAUCCCAUUCUGGUAUUCUUACCACAAGGAUGGUGAAAUGAGUGGUGGGUAUACUGUCACAUCGUGCUGCAAUUCUAUUUUGCAAACUGGGGAUGUUGCGAGUGCCAAUCCUAUACUUUGCUGACAGGAAAAAAAUUAGUGUCUUUUUUCCUUUCAACAUUCUUUCUACAUUGAGGAUGGCUUUUGCUGUAGCAAUGGUAUCCUAUGUCUUCGCUGAACGAGCAACAAAAGGAACCUUGUGAUAUUGUUCUAAAGUUAUGUAUUUUCUGAGAUAAAGUAAGAAACAAUACAUAUCCUUAUUUAAGAUCCUUAGACGUCAGUAUAUGGGGAUUUCAAUUAAAUUUCAUGAUAAA
Telopea speciosissima is the source of this 3741-nucleotide messenger RNA. RefSeq names its product DNA repair protein RAD5A. The coding region runs from base 72 to 3203 and encodes 1043 amino acids. The transcript is spliced from 21 exons. Lineage: Eukaryota; Viridiplantae; Streptophyta; Magnoliopsida; Proteales; Proteaceae. Gene Ontology annotation, molecular function: nucleic acid binding; zinc ion binding; ATP-dependent chromatin remodeler activity. The record is from RefSeq and is a predicted model, not a curated record.